This is a messenger RNA of Geodia barretti, 250 nucleotides long. NCBI's taxonomy places the organism in Eukaryota, Metazoa, Porifera, Demospongiae, Tetractinellida, Geodiidae. The record is from the annotation of a GenBank genome assembly.
AGCUACGCCAUGGUGGUUCAAUUCCUUGAGAGCUUUCCUCAGGUUCUCCCACGUUGCUCCUCCACUGUAGUCCUCUGAUGUCAGCACACCAUCUUCCCCCCGAAUCCAGUCCCGGAUCAACCCUUCAGAGUAUUCAGCUCUCGUGCUACCAGAGUAGUUAUUCUGUACAGUUGAGUGAGAGAGUCCCAGCUCCUGGAACAAGUCCUUCAGUUCAUGUUUUUCCAGAUGCUUCAGACAGCCUUUAGCUUGG